UGACUCCGCCCUGCCCCGCCCGACCCGGCCCGGCCCGGCCCGACCUGCCUGGUUCCGGUGACGCCGCGGGCCGCCGCCUGCGGACUUGCUUCCUGGUGUCGCUGGAGCGCAGGUCGACACUGAGCCCCGCCGGCCGGGUGAUUAAGUCUCAGUUGCCGCCGUAGAAACUGCAUUUCCGUCCCAGUUCGGAGAUGGCCGCCCAGUGCGUGACGAAGGUGGAGCUGAACGUGUCCUGUGACAACCUUCUGGACGCAGACAUCGGGUCCAAGUCAGACCCUCUGUGCGUGCUGUUUCUGAACUCGAGCGGACAGCAGUGGUAUGAGGCGGAUCGCACGGAGAGGAUUAAGAACUGCCUGAACCCCACGUUCUCCAAGACCUUCAUCAUUGACUACUACUUCGAGGUGGUGCAGAAACUGAAAUUCGGGGUCUAUGACAUCGACAACAAGACCAUCGAGCUGGGCGACGAUGACUUCCUGGGAGAGUGUGAAUGCACCCUGGGACAGAUCGUGUCCAGUAAGAAGCUGACGCGCCCGCUGAUGCUGAGGAACGGCAAGCCCGCGGGGAAGGGCAGCAUCACGAUUUCCGCUGAAGAAAUAAAGGAUAACAGAGUGGUCUUGUUUGAAAUGGAAGCAAGAAAACUGGACAACAAGGACCUGUUUGGCAAGUCCGACCCUUACUUGGAGUUCCACAAGCAGACGUCGGACGGAACCUGGCUGCUGGUGCACCGAACAGAGGUCAUUAAAAACAACCUGAACCCUGUGUGGAGGCCUUUUAAAAUUUCUCUGAACUCCCUGUGCUACGGAGAUAUGGAUAAGACUAUUAAGGUGGAGUGCUACGACUAUGACAACGACGGCUCCCACGACCUCAUCGGGGCGUUCCAGACCACCAUGACGCAGCUGAAGGCGGCCUCCCGGAACUCGCCCGUGGAGUUUGAGUGCAUCAAUGAGAAAAAGAGGCAGAAGAAGAAAAGUUACAAGAACUCUGGCAUCGUCAGCGUGAAGCAGUGUGAGGUCAUGGUGGAGUGCACCUUCCUGGACUAUAUCAUGGGCGGAUGCCAGCUGAACUUCACCGUGGGGGUGGACUUCACCGGCUCCAAUGGGGACCCGCAUUCCCCCGACUCCCUUCAUUACAUCAGCCCCAACGGUGUGAACGAGUACCUGACCGCCAUCUGGUCCGUGGGGGUGGUCGUUCAAGACUACGACGCGGAUAAGAUGUUCCCUGCGUUUGGGUUUGGAGCUCAGAUUCCGCCUCAGUGGCAGGUGUCGCACGAGUUCCCCUUGAACUUCAGCCCGGCCAACCCCUACUGCAAAGGGAUCCAGGGCAUCGUGGAGGCCUAUCGGGCCUGCCUGCCUCAGAUAAAGCUCUACGGACCGACGAAUUUCUCCCCGAUCAUCAACCACGUGGCCAGGUUUGCUGCUGCAGCCACACAGCAGCAGACGGCUUCUCAAUAUUUUGUGCUCCUGAUCAUCACCGACGGCGUGAUCACUGACCUGGACGAGACCAGGCAGGCCAUCGUCAAUGCCUCCAAGCUGCCCAUGUCCAUCAUCAUCGUCGGAGUGGGCGGCGCCGACUUCAGCGCCAUGGAGUUCCUGGACAGCGACAGCGGCGCCCUGCGCGCCCCAUCGGGGGAGGUGGCCACGAGGGACAUCGUGCAGUUCGUGCCUUUCAGACAGUUCCAGAACGCUCCCAAGGAGGCGCUGGCCCAGUGUGUCCUGGCCGAGAUCCCCCAGCAGGUGGUGGGCUACUUCAACACCUACAAGCUGCUGCCACCCAAGAACCCCGCGCCCGCCAAGUGAAGGUCUGCCUCCCGACCGUGCCCAGCCCCGCUCCCUGUCACCGGCAUUCAUGCUGUAACCUAGCUCUCUACGGGUUCUUUCUACAUAAAGCGUUUUAUACUUUCUGGAGGAAAAGUGCUAAGUUAAUCUCUACCAAUCAGUUCAGUGGUGGCUUCUGACGCGGGGGCUGCAGUGAGGCUGUCUGGAGGAGACACUCCCGAGGAACUGGUUUGUUGUUGUGACUGCUUUCCUAGGAGGGGCUGCGUUUCCAAUGGUUCCCAGUAGGAAGAAUGGAGCCUGUUGGGCUGUGUGAUUCCAGGUUUCUGUGCAACAAGCCCCACCUCAGUGACAAGCUGCUCAGAGUAGAUGACACUGGAGCUGUUCCUGUAACAGCUCCGUGCUCUCCAGGGCUGAUGUCGGCACGUUCCGGCCGCGCCUGCUGCAGGCACCGAGUGACGGGCCACACACCGCCCCUGGCACAGCCGGCGGCCUGAGCCUUGCGCCAGCGGCCGUGCGUGUCACUGCUGUCCGUGAGCCCGGGUCUGCGUGUGUGCGCCACGGCUUGUCCUGGAAUCCCUGCUGCGGGAGCGUUUUCCCGGAAGGGGCAGUGCUGCGCUGCUCUGUGGGGAGCAGUGGGACCAAACCACAAACCAUUCCUGGUGCGGGUGGGCCACGGCGCCAUCGGGAGGGCGUGUCAGACCUGCUUGCUGAGGCCCCUUACGCUGGAUGCAUUCACUUAGACAUUGUUCCUUUUUUUAGUAACAUUUUUAGUUGAUUUUUAAACACAUGAUAAUCAAAAUCACACUUCUCAUUAAUAAUGUGCCAUGUACUAAGCCCAGGAUGUACUGUAUUAAGCAUAAAACCUAUUGUAACUU
Molecule: messenger RNA, 2650 nt
Organism: Pipistrellus kuhlii (Kuhl's pipistrelle)
Lineage: Eukaryota; Metazoa; Chordata; Mammalia; Chiroptera; Vespertilionidae
Gene: CPNE3
Product: copine 3
Exons: 17
Coding region: 192-1796 (534 amino acids)
Biological process (GO): ERBB2 signaling pathway; cellular response to calcium ion
Cellular component (GO): plasma membrane
Molecular function (GO): calcium-dependent phospholipid binding; receptor tyrosine kinase binding
Source: RefSeq, a predicted model, not a curated record